AUGCGCAACCUCCAACUCACGCUCCUCGCUCUCCUCCCCGCCGCUCUCGCCAAAACGAUCGACAUCGACGUCGGAUCCGGGGGCUUGAACUUCGCCCCCGACACCGUGACCGCCGCCAAAGGCGACGUGCUCGCCUUCCACUUCUACCCGCCCGAACACAACGUCGCGCAGAGCACAUUCGACAAACCGUGCGUGCCUAGCGCCGGCGGCAUCUUCUCCGGCACCGUGGAAGUCAAGGGGACAGAGAGCGACCAGACCUUCAAUGUCGUGGUUAACGAUACUAAUCCGAUCUGGUUGUAUUGUGGCUACGAGGGCCAUUGUAAUAGGGGUAUGGCUAUGGUUGUGAAUGCGCCGUGA
Messenger RNA from Bacidia gigantensis, 357 nucleotides. RefSeq lists its product as uncharacterized. Lineage: Eukaryota; Fungi; Ascomycota; Lecanoromycetes; Lecanorales; Ramalinaceae. The record is from RefSeq and is a predicted model, not a curated record. The transcript has a single exon. The coding region runs from base 1 to 357 and encodes 118 amino acids.